Messenger RNA from Menidia menidia (Atlantic silverside), 520 nucleotides. NCBI's taxonomy places the organism in Eukaryota, Metazoa, Chordata, Actinopteri, Atheriniformes, Atherinopsidae. The record is from the annotation of a GenBank genome assembly.
UCGGACUUCCUUGUUGUGAUUUUGUGGCGGCACACGUGACUCUGACGUCAGCCUACGGAAGCCCGCGCUGACCAAACUUCGCGUGCGGUGAAACGUGACCUUUCACGCCGGAAACAAUCUCCGCUAAACACGGAGGAGCCCUUGGAGGUGAGAGCCUCCGUGCAGAUGCAACCCAGAAAUGUCCAAAAACACGAGAAUAGCGCUGGUGUUCGGAGGCUUUAUAACGGCCGUGGCCGCCGCCUUUUACCCCAUUUUUGUUUAUCCUCUGACGCACAGAGACGAGUACCGAAGUGUCCAGAAGAUGAACCGAGCGGGGAUCAACCAGGCAGAUGUGCAGCCAGUGGGUGUGAAGGUAUGGUCUGACCCCUUCAAACCUUCGGACAAGUAAAGACGGCCCGGACGCCGAUGCUGAUGAGACUUUGAGCGAACGUUUUCACUGUGUGAAUAAUGUAAAGAGAGUGUUUAUGUUGAUUGUUUUUGAUGCCUUUCGUCCUAAAUUAAAUGCUUAAACCUUAAAAAA